This is a messenger RNA of Struthio camelus australis, 954 nucleotides long. The record is from RefSeq and is a predicted model, not a curated record. NCBI's taxonomy places the organism in Eukaryota, Metazoa, Chordata, Aves, Struthioniformes, Struthionidae.
AUGGGGUGUCGGCAUCUCUUGACCUGUCCAGUCAACGGCCGAGAAAUGGGAGAAGGCUUUUUCAGGCUUUUAAGAAUCGAUCCGUUUAAUUCAAGGAAACGUCAAAGACCAGCUGCUUCUCAAAGAACACAGUGGCCAGAGGAGUUUCCUCUCUCGGGCGUGGAUGUGAAGACACAGCGGCAAGCAGAGGAGGUGUUAGGAGCAACACUCCAUGAAAUCCAAGCCCUCCAAGGACAGCUGCGUGAGCUGCAGGAAGACCUGCACGUUCUGAGAUGGAGCACAAAGGACAUUGCGCGGCGGGCUCUCAGCGAAGCCCUCAAGCAGGCUGAGCUCCCGGGCAUGACCGGAUGGGAUGUUCAGAAGCUAAUUGAUGAAGCACUGGAGAAGCUGGAAUACAACCAAGUCGGGAUGCCCGAUUAUGCCCGCAAAUCAUCAGGGGCUACCGUCAUGCACUCCAAGACUUCUGGCUCCUUGCGGAAUACCAGAGGGAGACUCUUCUGGGCUGGGCUGCCCCUGCUGCACUCCAUGAAGUCUCCUGAGGUGAUUCUGGAGCCGGAAAAUCACGCAGGAAACUGCUGGUCUUUCCCCGGCAGUCAGGGUCAUGUGGUGAUCAAGCUGCCUAGAGCCAUCUUCCCGCAAGCGGUGACCCUGGAGCAUAUUUCUGUGAGAGUGUCCCCUGGAGAAAACAUCUCCAGUGCUCCCAGGGACUUUGCUGUCUAUGGGAUGAAGGCAGAAAGUGAGGAGCAGGGCACGUUCCUGGGAGAGUUCACGUACGUGGCUGCAGAGCAUCCCUUUCAGACUUUCCAGCUGCAGAACGAACGCUCUGACUUCAUACAGUACGUGAAGCUGAAGGUGCUGAGCAACUGGGGCCACCCGGAAUACACGUGCGUGUACCGAUUCAGGGUGCACGGUGACGCGGUACCCGCCAAAGAGGACUCUGCGUGGCACCUCUAA